Messenger RNA from Purpureocillium lilacinum, 525 nucleotides. RefSeq lists its product as uncharacterized. The record is from RefSeq and is a predicted model, not a curated record. NCBI's taxonomy places the organism in Eukaryota, Fungi, Ascomycota, Sordariomycetes, Hypocreales, Ophiocordycipitaceae. Gene Ontology annotation, biological process: eisosome assembly; protein localization to plasma membrane. Gene Ontology annotation, cellular component: plasma membrane; eisosome.
AUGACUGGCAUCCUCAACGCCAUCGUCCGGAGCAUCGCCCUGCUCUGGACGCUCCUCAUCACCGCCCUCAUCGGCAACGUCAUCGCCUCGGAGACGCACGCCGCGACGUCGGCCAACGCCGCCAUCAACUUCACCAUGUUCGUGGCCGCGCUCUCGUGGGUCGUCUGCCUCUACGGCCUCGCCGCCGCCUUCUUCACCGCGCUGGCCUCGGCCGUCAUCCUGCUGCCCCUCGACAUCCUCGGCGUGCUCUUCACCUUCAUCAACGCCAUCGUCCUGGCCGCCAAGCUGCGCGCCCCCAACUGCGGCAACAUCCCCGGCGCCAACCUGCCCAGCAACUGGAUCGGCUACGGCUCCAACAACGACGAGAAGCGCUGCCGCGAGAUCCAGGCCAGCACCGCCUUCAUGUGGUUCCUCUGGGCCUGCUUCAGCGUCUGCCUCUUCUUCACCAUCAAGGACUCGCGCGGCGGGCUCGGCGGCGGCUUCCGUCGCUCCGGCAGGCCCAGCAUGUCUCAGGUCGGCGUAUAA